Molecule: messenger RNA, 978 nt
Organism: Nerophis lumbriciformis (worm pipefish)
Lineage: Eukaryota; Metazoa; Chordata; Actinopteri; Syngnathiformes; Syngnathidae
Source: RefSeq, a predicted model, not a curated record
AUGCCGGCGGAGGGCGUCCGGCGCCCCGUCGGCGGGACCUUCCCUCGCGUCAAAGGUCCCAUCUCUCGCCGGCAAAGUCCGCCAGGUGACGGGAGAUCGAAGCAGAGCGCUGUGGAACGGCUGGAAGCGGACAAAGCCAAGUAUGUCAAAAGCCAGGCAGCGCUGUCCAAGCGGAGGCCGCUCUCGCCUCUGGAUGUACGCAAGUGUCCGCUCAACGUCCCCCUCGCUGCCGCGUUAAAGAGGACCCCCGUCCGGAGCGAGCGGGAAGCUGUCCAGUUGGACCUGCGGCAUCUCAGCAGUCUGAUCAGUGACGUUGGCGACGGCGCCGAGUCUGCUCCAAGGAAGACGGACACGUCGGAUACGCCGCCUUCCCGUCCCGCCAAGGUGGGCGCCAAGUCAGAGCGGCCAGAUGGUCCGGGAUCCCCGACGUCGGGAACGGUGCGGCGAGUGGAUGUGAUCCCUCAAGCCGGCGCCAGAAUCCCUCACCGACCGCCGCCAUUCAUUUGCCGUCCCUUUGGUGCACCUCCGUUGUUGCGGCCCCUCCGCCCAGCUAUCUCUCAGCUCCUCCUCCUCUACGCCAAAGGCCCGCCCUCCCCUCUAAAAGCUGCGCCAUCCGCUCCGGAGCGCCCUCCAUUUUUGGCCCCUCCCUCCCCGGACGCGGCCCGCCUCUCCGGCUCGCCCCGGCGGUCUCUGAGCCGCUCCAAAUCGGACACGAGUGAGCGAUUUUCUCGCGCCGGGACGGAACUGGAACGGUUCUUCGACCUGUGCGGCUUGGACGCCGCCGACGUGCAGGAGUUGGCCGGAUCGGCUUCGGACGCGCUUUCGCUGGGCCGUUUCCGCAGCGUCAGCGCCCCCGGGACGGAGUGCGCCGCUUCCGGCGACGAGGAGGCCGAGGAGCGAGUUCCCGACGCCGUCUCGGUCAUCGAGAGGAACGCCAGGGUCAUCAAAUGGCUUUACGGCCUACACCAGCAAAAGUGA